Trifolium pratense (red clover) is the source of this 1002-nucleotide messenger RNA. RefSeq names its product cytosolic sulfotransferase 5-like. Gene Ontology annotation, biological process: sulfation. The transcript has a single exon. Gene Ontology annotation, molecular function: sulfotransferase activity. Lineage: Eukaryota; Viridiplantae; Streptophyta; Magnoliopsida; Fabales; Fabaceae. Gene Ontology annotation, cellular component: cytoplasm. The coding region runs from base 1 to 1002 and encodes 333 amino acids. The record is from RefSeq and is a predicted model, not a curated record.
AUGGAAAAAUUAACCGAAGAAAACUCUCUUGAAGCCAAAGACUUGGAAAAUGAUUCCAUUGGCCAAGAAUGCAAGGAAUUGAUAUCAACCUUGCCAUUAGAAAAAUCUUGGAUUUUUAACCAAUGCCAUCAAUAUCAAGGAUUUUGGAUUGUCACAAAAAAUCUCCAAGGUCUUUUAUCUUGUCAGAAGCAUUUUCAAACCCUUGAUACAGAUAUCCUCUUAGCUACUGCUCCCAAAUCAGGUACCACUUGGCUCAAAGCAUUAACUUUUGCAUUGCUAAACCGUCACAAAUAUCAUAGCAAAAACCAUCCUUUGCUCACUUCCAACCCUCAUUCUCUUGUUCCUUACUUGGAGCAUCUUUACCUUGACAAAGAUGUUGUCCCUAACCUCAACUCAUUAUCCCCUCCAAGACUCUUCUCUACACAUGUUCCAUAUGAAUCAGUGCCAAAAUCUAUGAAAGAGUCAACUUGCAAGGUUGUGUAUUUGAGUAGAGAUCCUAAAGACAUGUUUGUUUCACUUUGGCAUUUCACAAACAAGAUAAGAGCACAACAGAGUAGAGGAACAGUUCCAUUAGAAGAGGUGUUUGAGAGUUUUUGUAAAGGAGUGUCCCCAUUUGGACCCUUUUGGGAGCAUGUAUUGGGAUACUGGAAAGAAAGCUUGGAAAGGCCAGAAAAAGUUAUGUUUAUAAAAUUUGAAGAAAUAAAAAUUAAACCUACUUUUUAUUUGAAAAUGAUAGCUGAAUUUUUGGGCUUUCCAUUCUCCAAUGAUGAAGAAUCUAAAGGUGUGGUUGAUGAUAUAUUAAAUUUGUGUAGUUUUGAGAUGCUGAGCAACUUGGAGGUCAAUAAAACUGGUACUAGUGUACCUAUUACCGGUAUUGAAAAUAAAGCUUUUUUUCGUCGUGGUGAAGUUGGAGAUUGGAAAAAUCAUCUCACACCAGAAAUGAGUGAGCGGUUAAACACUAUCAUCAAACAGAAAUUGGGUAAAUAUGGGUUGAGUUUUUAG